This is a messenger RNA of Miscanthus lutarioriparius, 444 nucleotides long. NCBI's taxonomy places the organism in Eukaryota, Viridiplantae, Streptophyta, Magnoliopsida, Poales, Poaceae. The record is from the annotation of a GenBank genome assembly.
AUGGUGGUGGAGGAGAUCACCGAGGGCGUGAAGAACCUCGCCGUCGCCGGAGAUGCGGCGGCGGCCUCAGGCGGAGAGGGGCAGAGGAGGGGCGGCGGCGGCAGCAGCAACCGCAUCCAGGUGUCCAACACCAAGAAACCCCUCUUCUUUUACGUCAACCUCGCCAAGAGGUAUAUGCAACAGCACGGCGAUGUUGAGCUAUCAGCUCUUGGAAUGGCCAUAGCGACAGUUGUGACCGUGGCAGAAAUUCUGAAGAACAAUGGAUUUGCUGUUGAAAAGAAGAUUAGGACAUCUACUGUUGAAAUAAACGACGAAACAAGAGGGCGUCCAUUCCAAAAGGCCAAGAUUGAGAUAAUUUUGGGAAAGAGUGACAAAUUUGAUGAGUUGAUGGCUGCUGCUGCUGAAGAGAGGGGAGAAGUGGAAGAUGGUGAAGAACAGGCUUGA